AUGUCAACAUACAAACCGAAAAACAUCUUGAUCACCGGCGCCGCCGGUUUCAUCGGGUCCCACGUCUCCAACUACCUGACGUCCAAACACCCCGAGUACCGCAUCCUCGUCCUCGACAAGCUCGACUACUGCUCGAACCUCCGUAACCUCGACCCUUCCCGUUCCCGGCCAAACUUCAAGUUCGUCAAGGGAGACCUCUGCAGCGCUGACCUCAUCAACCACUUGCUCGCCACCGAAUCCAUCGACACCGUUUUGCACUUCGCUGCCCAAACACACGUCGACAACUCGUUCGGCAACAGCUUCGAGUUUGUGCGAAACAACGUCUACGCCACGUGCGUCCUUCUCGAAGCCUGCAAGGCCUCGGGCCGCGUUUCGAGGUUCGUACACGUCAGCACGGACGAGGUGUACGGCGAGACGGACGAGGCCCACGAGGCGUCCCGACUCCUCCCGACGAACCCUUACUCGGCCUCCAAAGCCGGGGCAGAGAUGCUCGUCAUGGCCUACGGCCGCUCGUAUGGUCUUCCUGUCGUGAUCACGCGUGGGAACAACGUUUACGGGCCCCACCAGUUCCCCGAGAAGCUCGUCCCCAAAUUCAUCCUCCUAGCGAUGGCGGGUCGGUCCCUACCGGUCCACGGGGACGGGUCGAACGUGCGGAGCUACCUGUACUGCGAUGAUGUGGCGGAAGCUUUCGACACGAUAGUCCACAGGGGGGAGGUGGGACAGGUGUACAACAUAGGGACGAGCGAGGAGAAGAGCGUGGCUGACGUGGCGAAGGAUGUGUGCCGGAUGUUUGGUUUGGAGGCUUCGGGAGCGGUGAAGUUCGUGGAGAACCGGCCGUUUAACGACCAGAGGUAUUUCUUGGACUCGAGGAAGCUCAAGGACUUGGGGUGGGUCGAGAAAACGAGGUGGGAAGAUGGGUUGAGGACGACUAUGGAGUGGUACGUGAAGAAUCCCGACUGGUGGGGGGAUGUUUCGGCAGCGUUGGUUGCCCAUCCGAGGAUGCUUUCUUUUCCCGAGAGGGUUCGUGGGGAAAAUUGCGACGAGCAGGGGCAAAGGGGGAAAGUGAACGAGUGCAAAAGAAGCCGGCUUUGA
Messenger RNA from Striga hermonthica, 1092 nucleotides. The record is from the annotation of a GenBank genome assembly. Lineage: Eukaryota; Viridiplantae; Streptophyta; Magnoliopsida; Lamiales; Orobanchaceae.